UUUGUCCAUUUUGUGCUGUGGUCCAGAGAUGAUUCCAUCAUGUUGAUUAAAACAAAAAUCAAUAAUGAACAGAAAUAUGUCAAGAUCAGUGAACCAAGUCUGGAUGAAUUCUUGAAUUCCGCUUUCGUGAAGUUCUCCAUCCCACCAGUCAGUGAAGGCAUCAGAGUUUAUGAUGAAACAGGAACUGAGGUGGAUGCAGAUGUCUUUGCAGAAGUGGCACAGCUGCCCAAUGCUGGUGUAUUUACUAUUCAGUUUGAGAAUGGUUCACAGGGGAACACUUCAUCUGCCAGUCCACCAGUCCAAACCAAUUCAGCAUUGACCCGUUCAUCAUCAACCAGCUCUGAUGAGACAAUCAUCCUGGAUGAGGACUGCGGUCCUUCCAGAAAACGGCAGAAGGCAAAUCAAGAUGCCAAACAAGUGGUUGAAUCAGCAUUGACCAAGAAACCAGGUGGAGACCGUAUUACUAAGGAAUACAACCGGACAAAAGGCCUGAGUGAUUCCUCGCGGCGACAGAUGGUUAACAUCCUCGCAGCAGAUAUGACUGAAACUUAUGGGACAUCACCACCACGGGACGUGAGAGAGAUGUAUGCUCGAGGCAUAGUUGAGAUGUUCCCUUACCUGAUGGAUCCAUAUUCAAAAAAUGGAUAUGGAAGUCUUCACUUGUUCUAGUUAUUAGACUAUUAUUCCUACUAUAGGUAGGAAGUACCUAUAGUAGGGAUGGUAAAAUGCUGUUUCCAGAAUUCAUCAUUUUAACCAACUGGUGCUGUUUUAAUAAUUAGCUAUCCUGUUAUUAUCAUUUA
Molecule: messenger RNA, 800 nt
Organism: Sander lucioperca (pikeperch)
Lineage: Eukaryota; Metazoa; Chordata; Actinopteri; Perciformes; Percidae
Exons: 6
Coding region: 40-669 (209 amino acids)
Source: RefSeq, a predicted model, not a curated record